GGCCGAGGCGAGCCAAGCCCGGCUAGCCAUGCUGUCCAGGAAGGGCAUCAUCCCGGAGGAAUACGUGCUGACCCGCCUGGCCGAGGAUGUCCCCGAUCACGCCCGCUACCGGGCUCGUCAGCGGCGGGCUCGUUUCGUGGGCAAGAACGGCACGUGCAACGUGGCCCACAAGAACAUCCGGGAGCAGGGGCGCUUCCUGCAGGACGUCUUCACCACCCUGGUGGACCUCAAGUGGCCUCACACGCUGCUCAUCUUCACCAUGUCCUUCCUCUGCAGCUGGCUGCUCUUCGCCAUGAUCUGGUGGCUCAUCGCCUUCGCGCACGGCGACCUGGACCAGAACACGCAGCAGCUGCACCUCCAGGAGGGCGGCGGCGGCGGCGGCGGCGGAAACCUGGCGGGCUUCGUGCCCUGCGUGACCGAAAUCCACUCGUUCACCUCGGCUUUCCUUUUCUCCAUCGAGGUGCAGGUGACCAUCGGCUUCGGGGGCCGCAUGAUGACCGAGGAGUGCCCGGCCGCCAUCCUCAUCCUGAUCGUCCAGAACAUCGUGGGCCUGGUGAUCAACGCCAUCAUGCUGGGCUGCAUCUUCAUGAAGACGGCCCAGGCGCACCGGCGGGCCGAGACGCUCAUCUUCAGCAAGCACGCCGUGGUCGCCCUCCGCGAGGGCAAGCUGUGCUUCAUGCUGCGCGUGGGCGACCUGCGCAAGAGCAUGAUCAUCAGCGCCAGCAUCCGCAUGCAGGUGGUCAAGAAGACCACCAGCCCGGAAGGCGAGGUGGUGCCCCUCAACCAGAUCGAGAUCCAGAUGGAGAACCCCGUCGGGGGCAACAGCAUCUUCCUGGUCUCCCCGCUCAUCAUCUACCACGUGAUCGACAAGAAUAGCCCCCUCUACGACGUGGCCCCCGCCAACCUCCACCACCACGAGGACCUGGAGGUCAUCGUCAUCCUCGAAGGGGUGGUGGAGACCACGGGCAUCACCACUCAAGCCAGGACCUCCUACCUGGCUGACGAAAUCCUCUGGGGCCAGAGGUUUGUGCCCAUCGUGACGGAAGAGGACGGGCAAUACUCCGUGGACUACUCCAAGUUUGGCAACACUGUCAAGGUGCCCACGCCUCACUGCACGGCCAGGCAACUAGAGGAAGACCGGAGCAUCAUGGACUCCAUCUCCUUGUCGCCCAAGGGCACGGCCAGGAAAAGAUCGGUUAGACUGAAGCCUAAAUUUAGCAUAGCCGAGGAGGAGCCAUCCUGACGCCCCGCGUAGGUCAGGCUCUCCGAUGGGACACUCGAUAUAUAAAAAAAAACGCACUGCAAUUCCCCGUUUCUAUUAACUAAAAUUGGUUCCAGAAGGUAUGUAAAACACCGUGCGAGUGCAAGAGAAACGCGUGAUCCAGGAAGUUCAAGGCCGACUGCAUCCUCUCUGUCUGACUUCCUUGCUUGUUCGCACAAUCUCUUGGGGUGGAUAAAACAAUCCAAACUGGAAGAUGCCUUUUGGGUGUGGGGAGGGACUCCUUUUUUAUGUGUUGGUUGGUUUAUAUUAUUUGUGCCCUGGCAUUGCCUGGAAAUGAUAUGAUGUUUUUAACUGUUAUAUACAAACAGCUUGGUUAUAAUAAAGAAGUUCGUUGGGCUUAAUAAGAAAACCAGUGCCUGUUUACACUGCAGUGCAUUAUAUGUUAAAUAAAUAUAUGUACAGAUUUAAUUUAUUUCAUAAAUAAUAUUGCAUGGUUUCAUUGCUUUCGUUGCAAAUGAAUUUGGAGAUACAUAGCCCUUUGGCAGCCACUAACUACCUUGCAAUUAAGUUCAGUUGUGGCUCCAAUUGUAAUGUGUUAAGGAAGAUGAGGGGAAGGUACAGAAAAAAACUAGACACUUAUAAAAGACAGCAAAGACAAACAGGUAAAAUGGCAUUUUGUAAAUGGGUUUAUACUGUGCCUCCCCUACUAUCUUGUCAUAGCACACAGCUUUACAGUGCUUUAUUGGUACCACUUUCUGCUAUAUUUGUCAGUAUAGUGCUUCUUGAGUUGUGAAAGGCAGAACCAGAGGCAUCAUCUUAAUUCAAAGCCAAGAGCUAACAUCUAUGUUUUUGUAUUAUUUAUUUAUUUACAAUUAUUUCCACACUUCUGAAAUUAUUUUCACUAGAAAAUAAUUGAGAUUUUGCACAAACAGACUUUUAAAAUAGUUGGUUAAUGUAACAGAAGCAUAAAUAAUGCUUUGUUACCAGCACAUUUACAGUUAUCACAGCCUGUUACUGAAAUCAUAUGUACUGAUGAGUAGCAGCAGCAGCCAAACCAGCCUGUGUGUUGAUCACAUGAUAUCAUUAAAUAAUGUCAUAAUCAUUUUCAUUUGGCAGACAAUACAAAAGAGAGAUGACAUUGUGUGUAAUGGUCAGAGUGUUGGACUCAUGCCAGGGAGACACAGGUAUAACGAUGAAGCUUCCUUAGUGACUUUGGGCCAGUCAUAUCCUCUCUCAAGCUAAUCUACCUCACAGAGUUGUUUCCUGGAUAAAAGUGAGGGAAGAACUUCCUAGAAAAAAUGGACAGUAUAAAUAAACUCAUAUUGCAGUUUGCUUGGUAUAACCAAAUAGCAUGGGAUGAGGUUCAAUGAUGGUUGAUAACAGAGAUCCCUUGAAUUUGGCUGGUAGUGAAGACCAGACUUACAUUAAGAAGUCCUUUAAUCCGAUAGAUGUAAUGAAAUUAAUCAAUUUAAAUCCAUGAUUUAUAACCACUAUAGAACUUUGGGUCAAAGCAUGCAGUAAUGCAAAAGGGCUUUUAACCUAUCUACCAAAUAAAAUAAUAUUAGAAUAUGAAUUGUCAUUCUGAAAAUAAAAGUCUUAAUGCAUGUUAAAUAAGCAUGUCUAUGAUUUAGUAUCUUUGCAUGCUUUUAAAAAUAUGUGUUACGUGAAUAAGAAUGGUGUAUCUACACUAAUAAGGCAAUAUAUUCUGCACACUUUGCACAAUAUUAUAAACUGGACAUAGUCUGCAGCAUGGUAUAAAGUAGCAAAUUAAACAUUAAUUUUAUACACUGAUAAUGCAAAAGAAAAAUACUGUAUUUGUUAAAGAUUAGUGAUGCUAAAAUGCUUGCUAUGAAGAUAAUAAAUAAUACAGUGUAACCAGGCCAUUUCCAUUAUUUAGUACAAUGAAAAACUAUUAUUAAUAUCUUAUACAUACAAUUUCCCAUGCAGUUUUUUUCUGAGAUGCAAGUGCUCUUAAUUUCUCAUAUGAUCCUGUCAAUCUUUACAGUCUGGCUCUUCUUAUCUCUGUUUUAUUGUAAAAAUGCUAUAUGAAUUUGUUAAUUUCAAAUGAAAGUGGACUUGUUUUCACUCUUGAAGGUGCUUUUAUUGUGUGUCAAAGUGGUGUUUGAAUGAUAAACUGAAAGGGGACUUUAAUUUCUAGCCAGCAGCAAUAAAUGAUACAAGCCAGA
Molecule: messenger RNA, 3408 nt
Organism: Pogona vitticeps (central bearded dragon)
Lineage: Eukaryota; Metazoa; Chordata; Lepidosauria; Squamata; Agamidae
Gene: KCNJ11
Product: potassium inwardly rectifying channel subfamily J member 11
Biological process (GO): regulation of monoatomic ion transmembrane transport; potassium ion import across plasma membrane
Cellular component (GO): plasma membrane
Molecular function (GO): ATP-activated inward rectifier potassium channel activity
Source: RefSeq, a predicted model, not a curated record